This is a messenger RNA of Silurus meridionalis, 2573 nucleotides long. RefSeq lists its product as uncharacterized. Bases 133 to 1434 code for a protein of 433 amino acids. NCBI's taxonomy places the organism in Eukaryota, Metazoa, Chordata, Actinopteri, Siluriformes, Siluridae. The transcript is spliced from 8 exons. The record is from RefSeq and is a predicted model, not a curated record. Gene Ontology annotation, cellular component: mitochondrion. Gene Ontology annotation, biological process: glycerophospholipid biosynthetic process.
GGGUAUCUCCUCCUCCUCCUCUGGCGUCACGUUCUCUCCUCUUACAAAAGCUACAUGGAGACACUGGAGCGACCGGCCACAAACGACGGCGGUCGUCCUGGGUGUCGGUGGAAAGACUAAACAAGAGGCGAAAUGAGGGCGUUCGGUUUGAUCCUGAGGUCCGCCAGCGGCAUUUCGGUUGCCCGGCAACAAUCCCGGAGGGCGAUGUGCGCUUUCGCAUUGCCCAGGAGAAAGAACGAGCCAGGCUUCGGCUUGCUGUUCGACAUCGAUGGGGUUUUAGUACGAGGAAAGACACCCAUCCCUGCAGCCAAAAAAGCUUUUCACAAGCUGGUGGACUCUAACGGCCAGUUUAUCGUUCCUGUGGUUUUUGUCACCAAUGCUGGGAACUGUCUGCGGCAAAAGAAAGCAGAUCAGCUAUCUCACAUUCUGGGGGUUCCUAUAUCCCAAGAUCAAGUCGUGAUGUCUCAUAGUCCCCUGAGAAUGUUCAGGAAAUAUCAUGAUAAGUGUGUGUUGGUAUCAGGUCAAGGCCCAGUGCUGGACAUUGCCAAAAACUUGGGCUUUAUUAAAGUGGUCAGUAUCGAUAUGGUAAGAGAAUCAUUUCCCCUACUGGACAUGGUGGACCAUAACCGACGACCAAAAUUGCCAUCCUCUCCUAUUGUGAACCUUACAGACAUUGAAGCUGUGAUCCUCUUUGGAGAGCCAGUUAGAUGGGAGACCAACCUGCAGCUAAUUAUCGAUGUUUUACUGACUGGUGGGAAUCUGAGUAAUGUAUAUGCAACAUCUAACUCCACCCACCUGCCUGUUUUAGCAUGUAACAUGGACCUCAUGUGGAUGGCAGAAGCCCAGGCUCCAAGAUUCGGCCACGGCACGUUCAUGGUGUGCCUGGAGAACAUCUACCAGAAGAUCACAGGCCAGGAGCUGAAGUAUGAGGCUCUGAUGGGGAAACCUAGUGAGCUGACUUAUCAUUACGCUGAGUAUCUGAUCAGAACACAGGCUGCAGAGCGAGGCUGGAGAUCUCCAAUCACCUCACUCUACGCUGUUGGAGACAACCUCAUGACGGACAUCUACGGUGCAAACCUCUACAACCGCUACCUCAAGGAACGGAUGUCCAGGAAGAGCGGCCAAAUGCAACAAGCUCUGACCGGCACAGGAGCGGCCGUCUCUCAGGACGAGGACACAGACAACGACUGGGAAAGUGAGUUAGCGUCUCCUUCUGCCACAUCCUGCAAGUCUAUCCUGGUGUGUACAGGCGUGUAUAACCCGCACACCGAGCUGCUGAAAGGCACCAACCAGUGCAUCAAAGAGACUGUGUUCCAUGGACACCGCGACUUUCGAGUCGAGCCUGCGCUGAUCGAGCCCUACAAUGUCGUCCAAGAUGUUCACGCUGCUGUCGAACUCAUUUUCGAAAUGGAGAAAUUUGUAACUAAGGUUUAGUCACAUGGAAACACUGAAUACAAGAAGCUUAAGCUUUUACUGUCUCGCCAUUUCUAGGAACGUUAUUACAUAAAAUAUACAUAGUUAGAAGGACAGACUAUGAUCCAUAAAGCACAAUACAAGACACUGUGGUAUAUUACACAUAUGUAUGAGAUGACUAGAUAUGAUAAAAGGCUUACAAGACUGUAUUACCACAUCAGAACCAUCUAAUUAGAUGAUUGUCCUUUGUGUUUUGAACACAUUUACCACACAAAUUUUCUAAUUUUACCAUAUUGUACUACAAAAUGUAGGUUUUUUUGUUUGUUGUUGUCGUUGUUUUUUUCUUUAUAGUAACUGAGGCCAAUUUUAAAUUUUUUGUUAGAAUAUUUAUACAGUACAGUAUUGAUUGACUGUAUGUGAAUUAUUUAGGUCAGGCUUUUACAUUUAUUUUAAAGGUCUUAUCUGUACAUUAUAAUUAUUUUAAUUCACCAGUUUCUUUAAUCCCAACAAUUGUUAAUUAUUUUAUUAUUAUUAUUAUUAUUAUUAUUAUUAUUAAACCAGCAUUUGGUAAAAAAAAAAAAUGUCUGUUUUAAAUUUAAAUAAUACAAUUAAUCACGUUUCUGAAUGUUAUUUAAAGCUGGUCUAUAUACUGUACUGUCCUGUUAAGCUCCUUAUAGGUUUUACUUUAUUUGUAUUUCUUUUUUUAAGUUAUUGUUAUAUUUCUUCACUAAUGUGUUGGUCAGUUGAGGUUGCAGAUCUGGUCUGUGUUUGUGCCACACCACUUCAUUACUACUUAAGUAUUACUGAAUAAUUACUAAUUUUAAAUUUUCUUUUUUUUUUUUUCUUUUACAGUGCCUUACACAGCUGAGAGACAUGUGGUAUAAAUAGUCCUGCUCUCUUGCACAUUGUAGUGGCAUGAAAACUAUGAAUAAUCUCAUUUUAUUUCUUCUCUAUGUUUAAUCUUUAAGAAAUACUGUAGAAUCAAACCUAAGGAUGGUUAACCUCAUAGCUAAAGAAAAUUAAACGAAAGCCACCAGAAUGAAAUCGCUACCACUCGAACAGAAUUGCAUGUGCAACGAAUUUCUUUUCUGUUCAGAAUUAUUGAAGGUAUUGAGAAAUGGUAUGAUAUUGAAAUGGUAAUAAAAUGUUAUCCCACUCAA